GUAAAUUUUUUUUAAAGCCAGUGAAUUUGUGUUUUUAAAGCAGUGAAUGUGUUUUUGAAGCAGUGAAUUUGUCUAAUUAAAGCAGAACAUAUACAUAGCGCUAUAUUGAGUCGAUAACAGAUAUUUUAACCUCUAAAGUCUUCAACUUUAAUGCUUAAUAACUCGAUUCACGAGGCCGACCGCCGCGUUUUUCUUCCAGAUUCUUUCGUUUUGAACGAAAAUGUGUCGAAUGAACCGAAUUUCAUUAAAAUCGGAGUAUGCUUUAACUCAUAAAACAGAAAAUGCCCAUGAGGAUAGUAUAUGGACUUGCGGAUGGGGUUGUCCAAAAAGGAAGAAAGAACAUCUGGAUAAUGAAGAUUCACGUGAUUCUGUACAGUCUAAUGAAGAUGAAACAACAGAAUAUCUUGUAACAGCUUCUGUGGAUGAUUCUGUGAAAGUAUGGGAACUGAAGGAGGAUGCUUUGAAGUUAAAACAUAAGUUAACUGGAUAUUCCUUGGGAGUUGUAUCUAUAGCUAUUAGCUCAGAUGGAUCAAAAUGUGCCUCAAGUUCACUUGAUUCAAGUCUGAAAUUAUGGGACUUAUAUUCUGGUGAUAAGUUAUUGAGCAUUGAAGUUGGUCCAGUAGAUAUUUGGACUUUAGUCUUUUCUCCAGAUGAUAAAUUCAUUGUAUCUGGCAGUCAUGCUGGUAAAAUACAUCUAUAUGGAACUGAUAAUGGUAAACAAGAACAGACUUUAGAUACAAGAGGUGGAAAAUUUACAUUAAGUGUAGCAUAUAGUCCUGAUGGUAAAUAUAUUGCAAGCGGCGCAAUAGAUGGUAUUAUUAAUAUUUUUGAUGUUGCCUAUGGAAAAGUUUUACGUACCUUGGAAGGUCAUGCGAUGCCUAUCAGAUCUUUAUGUUUCUCACCCGACUCUCAGUUGCUUCUUACAGCAUCUGAUGAUGGACAUAUGAAACUAUAUGAUGUCAAAGAUGCAAAUCUAGCAGGAACGAUGUCGGGUCAUGCUUCUUGGGUACUUGGUGUGGCUUUCUCACCAGAUGGACAGCAAUUUGCAUCAAGUAGUUCCGAUCAUACAGUCAAGAUCUGGGAAUUAGCACAAAGACAAUGUUUGCAUACAUUUCGUGAACAUAAGGAUCAAGUCUGGUCAGUUAAGUAUAAUCCACAGCGAAAUAAUAUAAUUGCGUCAGUAUCUGAGGAUAAAUCUAUUAAUUUAUACGAAUGUCCUAUAUAUGAGAAAUAAUUAUAUUAAGGAUUAAUAAAUAUUUUUUCUCUAUACCGUUUAUUCUGUUUAUUAAUUGCAAACAACUGAUGACAUUUCUUUCAAGUUUAUGAAAGACCGGAGGAUAUUUUUUAGCUAUAAAUUUUAUUGUACUGCAAGUAGUAAUGUACAAACUAUAAAGGUCUAUGACGAAUUUAAAAUGUGAUAUGUAAAAAAAUUAUUUUUAAAACCUAGAACAAAGUGAAAAUGACGUUAUAAAAAAGAAAUGACAUGAAUAGCCAUGGUGUACACAUCACAUUUUUAAAUGAAUAAUAUAAAGGUACCCUGACAUGGUUCCAAGUUGGCAGAGUUAAAUUUAAUUAACUCGAACUGGAACAGGGUAAAAUGUUUACAGAGAAGACUUUUCAAUUAAAUAAAUAAAUACGUAUAAUAAAUUCUAGCUCAUGUACCAAAAGAUCUCCUUCCGAUAAGAGUUUGGUAAUGAUC
Messenger RNA from Trachymyrmex cornetzi, 1699 nucleotides. RefSeq names its product WD repeat-containing protein 61. The record is from RefSeq and is a predicted model, not a curated record. Gene Ontology annotation, cellular component: Cdc73/Paf1 complex. Gene Ontology annotation, molecular function: protein binding. The transcript has 8 exons. Lineage: Eukaryota; Metazoa; Arthropoda; Insecta; Hymenoptera; Formicidae. The coding region runs from base 221 to 1234 and encodes 337 amino acids.